CACACCCUGGGCCUGUGGCACGGUGCGGACCUGGGAGGAUGGGCGGCCUGCUGCUGGCUGCUCUUCUGGCUUUGGUCUCGGUGCCCAGGGUCCAUGCCCUGUGGUUGGGAAGACUGGACCCUAAGCAGCUUCUUGGGCCCUGGUACGUGCUUGCGGUGGCCUCCCGGGAAAAGGGCUUUGCAGUGGAGAAGGACAUGAAGAACGUCGCGGGGGUGGUGGUGACCCUCACUCCAGAAAACAGCCUGCGAAUUCUGUCCUCCCAGCACGGGCUGGAAGGGUGCAGCUAGAGUGUCGUGGAGCUAAUAAAGCGAAACUCGGGAUGGGUG
Symphalangus syndactylus (siamang) is the source of this 326-nucleotide messenger RNA. RefSeq names its product lipocalin 6 (gene LCN6). The record is from RefSeq and is a predicted model, not a curated record. NCBI's taxonomy places the organism in Eukaryota, Metazoa, Chordata, Mammalia, Primates, Hylobatidae.